Otolemur garnettii (small-eared galago) is the source of this 980-nucleotide messenger RNA. It is a transcript of the gene TTC32, whose product is annotated as tetratricopeptide repeat domain 32. Lineage: Eukaryota; Metazoa; Chordata; Mammalia; Primates; Galagidae. The record is from RefSeq and is a predicted model, not a curated record. The transcript is spliced from 3 exons. Gene Ontology annotation, molecular function: protein binding. The coding region runs from base 288 to 755 and encodes 155 amino acids.
AGCUGACUUGGAAAGCAGUUUGCUAUUGUGGAUCUGAUGCUUUUCUGAGAAAGAGAGGAGUCGGGACGAGCGGUAACGAACACAGAAACGCAAUUCACAAAACCGCGCGCCAGCUCCCGAGCACUUUGCAGCAGUUAUCUCGCGAGACGACGGGUCCUCGGAGGGCACACGCUCAGUGCCCAGGUUUUGCUUUAGAACUCCAGGGUGCGGAAGGAGUUUGUGGUACAGCCUCUAAUCGCUCCGAAAUCAACCUCCAUUCCAUACGGAAAGCUAGUCCUUGGGCCGCUAUGGAAGGACAGCAGGGGCAAGAAAGCUGCGCAACGCUAGCACUUGCCCAGGCUCACUUCAAGAAGGGCGAGUACGGCGAGGCGGAGGCGCUGUACUCCGCUUACAUUCGGCAGUGCGCCUGUGCGGUCUCUGUCCGCGCGAGUCCCGGGAGCAAAUGCAGCCCUGAGGAUUUGGCUACUGCAUAUAACAACAGGGGGCAAAUCAAGUACUUCAGGGUUGAUUUUUAUGAAGCCAUGGAUGACUACACAUCUGCCAUAGAAGUCCAACCCACUUUUGAAGUUCCGUAUUACAACAGAGGGUUGAUCUUGUAUAGACUGGGAUAUUUUGAUGAUGCUUUGGAAGAUUUCAAGAAGGUAUUAGACUUGAAUCCUGGAUUUCACGAUGCUACUUUGAGCUUGAAACAGACUAUUCUAGACAAAGAAGAAAAACAAAGAAGAAAUAUUGAAAAAAAUGACCCGAAAUGUUAAACUUAAUUAAAAUGCUAAUUCAUGAUCCUUACACCUUCAUCUAGUUGUGUAAUUUAAAAUAAAUACUGAGCUAUUUUUGAUUUACAUUUAAGAUAAAGAGAUUCAUAUAUUAGCACUGAAAUUUAAAUAAUGCACUUAAGGUAGUUAAUUCUAGGUUGAAUAAGUGUUUUUUUAUGAAGUGUAAAUAAAUAAUACCCCUGUAUAAGUGUAUAUGAUUAUAGUAAA